Alosa alosa (allis shad) is the source of this 1833-nucleotide messenger RNA. It is a transcript of the gene tgfb3, whose product is annotated as transforming growth factor, beta 3. Bases 525 to 1772 code for a protein of 415 amino acids. Gene Ontology annotation, biological process: SMAD protein signal transduction; regulation of cell population proliferation; BMP signaling pathway. The transcript is spliced from 7 exons. Gene Ontology annotation, cellular component: extracellular region. Gene Ontology annotation, molecular function: growth factor activity; type III transforming growth factor beta receptor binding; cytokine activity. The record is from RefSeq and is a predicted model, not a curated record. NCBI's taxonomy places the organism in Eukaryota, Metazoa, Chordata, Actinopteri, Clupeiformes, Clupeidae.
CCUCAACCCCCCACCCCCCAUCCUCAGCCAGACAAAUCUGUCUUUAUCAACCUUCGGCAAAAUACAGAGGAAUCUGUUGAGUCAAUGACCCAAGAAACGCUGCUGGGGACAGAGAUUAGAAUGGAAGAAUGAAGCACACAAAUGCAGACCUGGAAGUGAGAAUAUCAAAUGUGAAAACCUUUCGAAUGGUGAAGAAAUGAAAAGGGGGACAGGGCGUGAAAUACCAGAGGGAGGAGCGAGAUAUCUGUUGAAAAUUUUUCUUCAAACGCAUGUUGCCACUAACCAGGCUAAAUUAUGAAAGAUAAGUAAAAUACAAACUUGGAUUAGGCAACAUCAUGGAUUGGUCACAACUCCUGGAUUAACAACAUGAAAUAGCACGGACCAAGAAACGCAUUGAAGUCAGCACUCUCGUACUGAAAGGAUAACUGGGAUUUUCCUUUCUAGAGCAUUUCGAUAUCAAGUUUUGCUUGAAUUAAGCUACUCCGCUGAAAGUUACCCACCCUCUGAACUUUAAGAUUAACUCGAUGAGAAUAGAAGUAAACAUGCAUUUAGAAAGAGCAGUUUUGUUUUUCUUAUUAAUUAACUGCGUGACCAAGACAUUAUCACUGUCCUCUUGUACAACUGUGGACAUCGACAACAUUAAGAAGAAGAGAAUGGAGGCGAUCCGGGGACAGAUUCUAAGUAAAUUGCGACUUACCAGUCCACCACAGGCCCUGGGUCCAAAUCAGGUCCCAUUUCAGGUACUGGCGCUUUACAAUAGUACGAGGGAACUGAUAGAGGAAUUGGGACAGCACCGACAGCAAAGCUGUGGACAAGAUAACACGGAGACGGAAUACUACGCAAAAGAGAUAUACAAAUUCAAUAUGAUUCAAGGACUCCCAGAAAACAAUGACAUUCCCUCCUGCAAGGGAAUCACCUCCAAGGUUUUCAGAUUCAAUGUGUCCGUGAUGGAGAAAAACUCUACCAACUUGUUCCGUGCGGAGUUCCGUGCAUUGCGGGUGCCCAACUCUAGUGCUAAGAAAAAUGAACAGCGCAUCGAGUUGUACCAGAUCCUUCGGCAGGACGACCACAUUGCCAAGCAGCGCUAUAUUGGGGGCAAGAAUGUGUUGACCAAGGGGGCUCCAGAGUGGGUUUCUUUUGAUGUUACUGAAACAGUGAGGGAAUGGCUUACAAACAGAGACUCUAACCUGGGUCUGGAGAUCAGUGUGCACUGCCCAUGCCACACCUUCAACCCCAAUGGUGACAUUACUGAAAACGUCAACGAAGUGCUAGAUGUCAAGUUUAAAGGAGCAGAGGGGGACUAUGACGAGAAUAUCCGCUGGGACCUGGGGCAUCUGAAGAAGCAGAAAGAGCAGUCCCUGCCUCACCUCAUCCUUAUGAUGCUUCCACCCCAUAGGCUGGAUGCUCAGGCAUCACCACGGAGACGCAAGCGGGCGCUGGACACGAACUACUGCUUCAAUAAUUAUGAAGAAAACUGUUGUGUGAGGGAGCUCUAUAUAGAUUUCCGUCAGGACCUAGGUUGGCGUUGGAUCCAUGAACCCAAAGGCUACUAUGCAAACUUCUGCUCAGGACCUUGUCCUUACCUCCGCAGUGCUGACACCACACACAGUUCACUUUUGAGCCUGUUCAACACACUAAAUCCAGAGGCUUCAGCCUCGCCGUGCUGCGUGCCUCAGGACCUGGAGCCCCUCACCAUCCUCUACUACGUGGGCCGGACGCCCAAGGUGGAACAGCUCUCCAACAUGAUAGUGAAAUCUUGCAAGUGCAGCUGAGAUCUUUGAUCUGGGCCCCCCAAGCAGGUUCGGACCUGACCAAACAUCCAUGGUAGGACAG